Molecule: messenger RNA, 2085 nt
Organism: Plasmodium fragile
Lineage: Eukaryota; Apicomplexa; Aconoidasida; Haemosporida; Plasmodiidae
Exons: 2
Coding region: 1-2085 (694 amino acids)
Biological process (GO): protein maturation
Cellular component (GO): endoplasmic reticulum
Molecular function (GO): misfolded protein binding
Source: RefSeq, a predicted model, not a curated record
AUGGACGAGUCGUUCAUCCCCAAGGAGCUGGUCGGGAGGGACAUUUACCAAAUCCUGGGUUUGACCUUCGACGAUGCAACAAAGGACAACAUAAAAAAUUUAAUAAGAAAGAGGUACCUAAAAUGUGCGCUCGUUUUGCACCCCGAUAAGGCGGAGGGAGGCUCCAAGGGAAGUGGUACAAAAGAGAAUGAAACAGAAAGGAGUACUUCAACUGCAUCACACAGCGACAAAUUCAACACCCUCAAAUGUGCAUACGAAUUUUUAAUGAAUGAACAAUUAAGGAAUAAGUAUAACCAAUACGUUUCACAGCAGAAGACGAAAAUAAAAAAACAUGCCACAGGGAGUAAUAACCUAAGUCUGAACCGCCACCUGGACAAGACUAAACUGGAUGCAGCACAAAAGGAGAAAUUAUUCUUCAAAAGAAAAUUAGAAGCACGAGAGAGGGACAUGGCCAAGGGGGAAGGAAAGAAGAAAUGGAAAGUCAAUGAGGCAGAAUGGCAACAGGAUGAAAUGGCUGGUGAUCCCACUGCCAGCAGUUACCGCAAUGGGAAAAACAGCCGUAAAAAAAAAAAUGCGCAACAGAGGAGAGCAGCACGUAUGGAACGAAACCAUUUACAAAACAUGAAAACGCAAAAUGAAGAUUUUGUGCGAACGCAUUCCUCUGUACAGCAGUCUGGUCAGACAAAUCACCACACAUACGUUCGUGAGGAAGGGGAGGAGGCAGAACAAAGGGAUCGAGUAAUUGAAAUUUACCUGAACAACUAUCCCCACAACGUUGACCUGCUGCAAAGGUGCAUAGACCAAAAGGAAUUUUUAAAGUUCUUCCUCGAUUUUAAUUUUCAACAGUAUUCCUUAAACAAGAAUGAGGAACAGACUCAGAGUGAAAGAAGGGUCGGUCACUUCUCCUUCACUCAUCGCAGCGAGGCUAUUCGAGCUUAUUUACACUUCAAAAAAAAUGGAAAGCACAUUGACCGCAAUUUUAAGCUGAAGCUGGCGGUGCCCUGCAACGAGGGGGGAGAAAACGACACAGCAGCAAAGGACAACGUGGACCGGAUGAUGAACGAGAUGGACAACAUAAAAAAUUUAAUAAGAAAGAGGUACCUAAAAUGUGCGCUCGUUUUGCACCCCGAUAAGGCGGAGGGAGGCUCCAAGGGAAGUGGUACAAAAGAGAAUGAAACAGAAAGGAGUACUUCAACUGCAUCACACAGCGACAAAUUCAACACCCUCAAAUGUGCAUACGAAUUUUUAAUGAAUGAACAAUUAAGGAAUAAGUAUAACCAAUACGUUUCACAGCAGAAGACGAAAAUAAAAAAACAUGCCACAGGGAGUAAUAACCUAAGUCUGAACCGCCACCUGGACAAGACUAAACUGGAUGCAGCACAAAAGGAGAAAUUAUUCUUCAAAAGAAAAUUAGAAGCACGAGAGAGGGACAUGGCCAAGGGGGAAGGAAAGAAGAAAUGGAAAGUCAAUGAGGCAGAAUGGCAACAGGAUGAAAUGGCUGGUGAUCCCACUGCCAGCAGUUACCGCAAUGGGAAAAACAGCCGUAAAAAAAAAAAUGCGCAACAGAGGAGAGCAGCACGUAUGGAACGAAACCAUUUACAAAACAUGAAAACGCAAAAUGAAGAUUUUGUGCGAACGCAUUCCUCUGUACAGCAGUCUGGUCAGACAAAUCACCACACAUACGUUCGUGAGGAAGGGGAGGAGGCAGAACAAAGGGAUCGAGUAAUUGAAAUUUACCUGAACAACUAUCCCCACAACGUUGACCUGCUGCAAAGGUGCAUAGACCAAAAGGAAUUUUUAAAGUUCUUCCUCGAUUUUAAUUUUCAACAGUAUUCCUUAAACAAGAAUGAGGAACAGACUCAGAGUGAAAGAAGGGUCGGUCACUUCUCCUUCACUCAUCGCAGCGAGGCUAUUCGAGCUUAUUUACACUUCAAAAAAAAUGGAAAGCACAUUGACCGCAAUUUUAAGCUGAAGCUGGCGGUGCCCUGCAACGAGGGGGGAGAAAACGACACAGCAGCAAAGGACAACGUGGACCGGAUGAUGAACGAGAUGGUGAACGAGCUAGACAAAAUGUUUUCUCUCUAG